Molecule: messenger RNA, 2508 nt
Organism: Galeopterus variegatus (Sunda flying lemur)
Lineage: Eukaryota; Metazoa; Chordata; Mammalia; Dermoptera; Cynocephalidae
Gene: CHODL
Product: chondrolectin
Exons: 6
Coding region: 346-1167 (273 amino acids)
Biological process (GO): positive regulation of axonogenesis
Cellular component (GO): cytoplasm
Source: RefSeq, a predicted model, not a curated record
GGCUCAGCUCUUCACUAGCCGGGAGCCAGGGAGAAAAACAGAGAGAAACCGGGGGUCCAAGCCGGGGCUCCUACUUCACCUCUAGGACAGACACGGGACCCCCUAACCUCCGUCCCCUGUAUCCAAACGCGCACCCGCGGCGUUGUGCGCUCUAGCCCAGCACACCCGCGCUCGGCAGGUCCUAGCCGAAGGCGAUGCGUGCAGCGAACCGGGCAGCUGGGCACGGGAGGCUGGAGUAGAGCACGGCGGGGAGGCGAGGAGGCUGCGGGGCAGGGGCGGAGGGAUACGCCGCCAGCCGAGGCCGUCUUCGUGCCACGCGACACCUGCUGCUGCCGCUGCGCCGCGAUGAGGCGCGUGGUCUCGCUGCUGCUGGGCGCCGCGCUCCUCUGCGGCCACGGAGCCUUCUGCCGCCGAGUGGUCAGCGGCCAGAAGUUGUGUUUUGCUGACUUCAAGCAUCUCUGCUACAAAAUGGCCUACUUCCACGACCUGUCCAGCCGAGUGAGCUUUCAGGAGGCACGCCUGGCUUGUGAGAGUGAGGCAGGAGUCCUCCUCAGCCUUGAGAAUGAGGCAGAGCAGAAGUUAAUAGAGAGUAUGUUGCAAAACCUGACUAAGCCUGGAACAGGGAUUUCUGAUGGUGAUUUCUGGAUAGGGCUUUGGAGAAAUGGAGAUGGGCACACAUCCGGUGCCUGCCCGGAUCUCUACCAGUGGUCUGAUGGGAGCAGUUCCCAGUACCGCAACUGGUACACAGAUGAACCUUCCUGUGGCAGUGAAAAGUGUGUGGUGAUGUAUCAUCAACCAACUGCCAAUCCUGGCCUUGGCGGUCCCUACCUUUACCAAUGGAAUGAUGACAGGUGCAACAUGAAGCACAAUUAUAUCUGCAAGUACGAACCAGAGAUUAAUCCAACAGCCCCUGUAGAAAAGCCUUAUCUUACAAAUCAACCAGGAGACACCCAUCAAAAUGUGGUUGUUACUGAAGCAGGCAUAAUUCCAAAUCUAAUUUAUGUUGUUAUACCAACAAUACCACUGCUCUUACUGAUACUGGUUGCCUUUGGAACCUGCUGUUUCCAGAUGCUACAUAAAAGUAAAGGAAGAACUAAAACUAGCCCAAACCAGUCCACACUAUGGAUUUCAAAGAGCACCAGAAAGGAAAGUGGCAUGGAAGUAUAGUAAUUCAUUGACUUGGCUCCAGAAAAGAAAAUAGAAUUUUAUAACUCUGGAUCUGUAUGGCAUCAGAACAUUAGCUUGGAAUGGCUUGAAAUCUCAAAGGAUCUGCAAGAUGAACUGUAAGCUUCCCCCUGAGGCAAAUAUUAAAAUGAUUUUGUAUGUUCAUUAUUUCAUUUACAAAAUAUGCUGUGCUAAUUAUGGAGGGAGACAUGCUUAUUUUGCUAGAGGACGCACCCAAAAUUCAAGUAAAUGGAAUGGACCGUGCACAUAAAAUUGCUAUCAACACAUAACGAGUAUGUGUGUUGGAAGCAAUUAUUUUUAUUUCUUUCACUUUUCAUAAGCUGUAAUCUAGUUAAUGUAAUGUAAAUUGUAUUGAAACUUACAGUGUGCAAAAAUAUUUUACCUUUGCGUGUUUGAUAAAAAUGAACUGUUCUAAUAUUUAUUUUUAUGGCGUUUCAUUUUUCAAUACAUGCUUUUUCGAUUAAAGAAAUUUAUCACUGUUGUCAACUGAAUUUACACACAUACAAAUAUAUUACCACAGAAAAAAAAAGUUCUAGAAAUAGUUCAUCUUCUUUCCAUUUCUCUGCUUUUGGUUGAACAAUGUUUAGGAAAUCUCUUCAGAAAUAAGAAGCUAUUUCAUUAAGCGUGGUAUAAAUCUCAAACAUUUUACUUAGAGGCAAGAAUUGUCUAAUUUCAAUUGCGUAAGACAUGUGCCUUACAAUUAUUUUAGUUUAAAAUUCAUCAGAUUUUGUAAUAAGAUACCUUUAUUAAUAGCUGUAUGAAUAGUAACGCAUUCAAUCUAAAACAACAAAAAAGUGGCAUACACAAUAUAAAUCAUAUGUCUUCACAUGUUGCCUAUAGGAUUACAAGUAGCUCUCUGAGGGUUCUGGAAUCAAUGUGGUCCCUCCCUUGCCCACAAAACAAAGAUGGUUGUUUGAGGUUUGGGAUUGACACUGGAGGCAGAUUGUUGCAGACAUUAUCUAAGGUAUCCCUAGCUGUAUUUAGCCUCUAUUUGAUUAUAAAGAGGUUUUACUGUUGGGACCAGAUAAAUGAAUGGUCACCAUCAGUGUGGAGCUAAGCACAGUACAGUGACAUUUAGGAAGGAAAAAAUGCUAUGUGUGAAAUGGGUUGGAGGUCAUCAGUGAUUACAUAUUUAUUGAUGAGGGUUGGCUCGAAAUAGAAAAUGGUGGCUUUCUGUCUUAUCUCUUCCUAGUUUCUACAAUGCUUAAGUCUUGUUCUCUCUUUCAGUCUUGUUCUUCUCGAGAGAGUUGUAACUACCUGGCCUUCAAAUGUCCCUGUGCUCCUUUUAACCAAAUAAAGAGAGUUCUUGUUUCUGAAGAAAGA